This is a messenger RNA of Oldenlandia corymbosa var. corymbosa, 1940 nucleotides long. The record is from the annotation of a GenBank genome assembly. Lineage: Eukaryota; Viridiplantae; Streptophyta; Magnoliopsida; Gentianales; Rubiaceae.
CGAGACUAAAAAAAACACAGUCACACACUGGCGAAAAGAGACAGAGCUCUUACUUUAACGUCUCAACGACAACAACCUUACCUUAAUUUGAUUCCACGCUCUUAACUAAGUACACUCUCUCUAGCUACAUAUAGUAUAUGGUACUAGUUGCCUAUAAUGCCUGCCUAUCUAGCUGCUCACCUUCUUCAAUAAGUAUAAACCCACCCGCCCACCGCCACAAUCUCCCAUUGCCAUUCCUCUUCUGUGUGUCUGUGUCCCUGCCUCCCCAUUCCAACAACAUUUUAAUAAUCACUUUCCACCUAUUUGUGGGGUUUUUUUAGUCAACUUAUAAGAUAAACCUCAAGAUAACAGGUGAUGAUUUAAUUCUGAAGGCAGCACAACAACCCUUUUCAAUUCUUGUGAUAAAAUUUGGACAUUUUUGUUUUGUGGGGUUAGAGAAAUCAAUAAUGCUCAACUGUGAAAUGGGCACUCUAAUUUAACACCAACCAAUUAAUACUACACUACUAUUAGUAGUAGUAAUUAGAGAAAGUGGUGUGAUAAUUUGGGAAGUUGUGUGAGAAAUAGUAGUUGUACUAAUAGUUCUGUCACAGCUUCAGAAGCUGCUGAGGAGCUGUGAGUGCUGUCAUUGUUGUUAUGUGACAGAGCUUUUUGGGUUCUGGGCUCUCUGGGGUCUAGUCUCUCUGGUCUCUGGACCCUUGUAAAAUGUUAAUUAUCCCACCAUUUUUAUUCAAUCAGAUUUCAGUCCCCUUCCAGUUUCAGCCUUCCAUGCAGGCACUCAAAUUAUUUUCUUUCCUUCCUUUGGUGAGGUACUAUGGUCCUGUUCCUAUUCCAGUAAUCAAUCUUUUGCUUCAUUUUCCCCAUACCUAACCUCAUUUGCUUCCAUCCCAUCCUUUCUUUUCUUUGCACUGACUGCUUUCCUGCAAUUUUAGUACUACUGCUGUGCCUGCCCUGCCUACUACUACUUUUACUAUUACCACUGGUGCUUGUCGUCUCCAUGGGGAUUUGAGCUCUUUGUUUUUGGGUAUUUACAUUUGCUAACCGUUACCUUGUACUACUUCGUUUUACUAUCUUUGUCUUUCACCCCCCACCCUUUUUAAUUCCAUUCCUAUUACUACAUUAUACCAUUAUUCUUCUGAGAUGUGAAGGAGAGGGUGAAUGCAGAUGUGGGCUUGUUCUGUUUUUUCUCUCUUCCUGAAAUAGUAUAUUGGGUCAUUGUGUUUUUGCCGGAGAAAUGGCCGGCAGUGUUGGUGGCACGGCUGCUAAAGUUCCUUCACUUCCACCACCGAGGCCUAAGUCACCACCUGAGUAUCCAGAUUUAUACGGCAAGCGGCGAGAGUUGGCUAAAGUUCAGAUGCUGGAGAGAGAAAUUGGCUUUCUUGAGGAUGAGCUCAAAUUUGUUUCAGGUCUUCAACCUGCUUCGAAAUCCUGUAGAGAGGUCACAGAGUUUGUAACAGCGAAUUCGGAUCCUCUCACACCAACUACAAAGAGAGUCCGUAAAUCUUGCUGGCUCUGGAGAUGGCUCUGUGGAUCAUCAUGUUUAGGCUUUUCAUCAACUUGCUGUGACGGCUGUUGCUGCAUUCCCAAACUUCGGACGCCACGCUGUUGUACCUGCAAUCCAUGUGAAUGUAUAUCGUGCUCAUGCAUCAGUUGUACAAAACCGGAUUGCCGGAGUUGUUCAUGCGGUGAAUGCCAGUGCUGCUGUAGAAUGCCAUCAUGCAGCUCAAGUUGCUGCAGUACACCUAAAUGUCCAUCUUGCUCGAAUUGUUGUUGCAAUUCAUGUACAUCUUGUGUUCCAAAAUGUCCAAAGAUAAAUCUUUGUUCAUGUUGUACAAAAACUUGUUUCACCAACUGCUGCAAUAUAUGUUACUAGCAAUUUAUGAAUAUAUUUUUUAAGGAAUCCAACUUAAUUUUUUGGGUACAUUCUGAUCCGAGUUGACCAC